Messenger RNA from Rodentolepis nana, 1011 nucleotides. The record is from the annotation of a GenBank genome assembly. NCBI's taxonomy places the organism in Eukaryota, Metazoa, Platyhelminthes, Cestoda, Cyclophyllidea, Hymenolepididae.
AUGCUGGAUGACGAAGCCCAAUUCACGACAUUUCUAGCGUCACCAUUCCAACGCCGACGUGUUGUCGUUCGAGGAGACAGCAAGCGGCAAUAUCCUGCUGGCGAAUCACAAUGUCUUCAGAUCCUCCAGUGGGAGGCUGGAGGAAUGUCUCCGGACAAAAUGAUCCAAGUUCAGAAAAUCCUACAAACCUAUGAUGUAGACAUUUUCACAAUUAUGGAAGCUAACAUUUCGGAUGACAAACUGAAGUACUACCAAUUCCCAGGUUACACCCUGUACAAUCUACCUAAAUACCGGCAAGUUGCAAGUGGAAUUCUAACUGGAGUUAAAGAAGGCCUCACCUCACACUACGAUCUAAUCAGGAGUAUGGGCUCGACACAAGACAAAUGUGAAUUAAUCAGAUUAAAUGUUUGGAAAUGUCAAAACCAAUUCAAGAUAUAUGCAGUCUAUAAUCCACACCAGAAUUGUCCCAACUUUGACCUUCUGAACAUCUCACACAAAACUGUAGUAUUAGGCGUCUUCAACGCCCAUUUCACCAGAUGGGGCUACAAGGAUACAAACAUAGCUGGAAAGGAAAUUGAAGACAUGCUAAACAGCAACCCUCUGGAACUUUUUUACAGCAAUGAGGAUCCGGCUACAUAUUUGCACUACAAUGGAACCAGAACAACUCCUGAUUUACUCUUGGCUUCAAGCGACAUCAGUGAGUAUACACGCCGCAAAAUAAUUGACGAUCCUGGUUCUGGUCACAAACCAGUCAUUGCUAGUAUUACCAUCGGCAGCAAAAGCAUGUCAAGGAAAGUGCCAACUAAGCUAUCAUGGAACUUCAAAAAGGCUGACUGGUCUAGAUUCACGAACAUUUUGAACAAUGAACUUCACAAAAGUCCCCUCAACUUCAACCAACAUCCUAACAAACUUUGCGCUGAUAUCACGAAUAUUAUGAUCAGAUGUGCAAAGAAAACUAUUCCCCGAGGCAAGACAAACACUAUCGAUUACGUUAAACUUGUAAUUCUCUAA